AUGCAAAGGCAGAUUGCUGGAACGCUCGACGUCCGGUUUGUUGACCGUAUCCAACAAGAUAUCCUCGAGCAUCAAAACGACACAGAAUACGACAUCUUGUACUCAACACCGGUACAUGAUUCAAAUCACGAUUUUCGUGUACAUAUUGAGGAUUUCCAAAGUCUCGAUCUUAACAACUCCGAUCAGUGGUCUCAACGUCUCCGAACCGCUUACGCCCAUAUCAACCAGCGCCACCCUCUUGGAGUGCCGUUUGUCAACUUAGCCCUCGGCUUUUUCCUAAGCGCGUCCCGGGUACAAGGAGCGUCUAUUGCAAACGUCGACCAGCGUAACAGCACCAGUGCCUUGAACGCUCGAGCUGGAAACGAUUACCGCAUUACGGUCUAUCAGAAUGGUCAAUGUACCGGCGAUGCUUUCCCCUAA
Molecule: messenger RNA, 420 nt
Organism: Penicillium coprophilum
Lineage: Eukaryota; Fungi; Ascomycota; Eurotiomycetes; Eurotiales; Aspergillaceae
Exons: 2
Coding region: 1-420 (139 amino acids)
Source: RefSeq, a predicted model, not a curated record